Messenger RNA from Trichobilharzia szidati, 1262 nucleotides. Lineage: Eukaryota; Metazoa; Platyhelminthes; Trematoda; Strigeidida; Schistosomatidae. The record is from the annotation of a GenBank genome assembly.
CACAUUCUCUGCCGGGAAUUUCGUUAGUGCAAGGUGUUUACGCGAGAUGCAAGGUCAGGGAAAUGCAGAAUAUUCAGUUAUAAAGUCCAAAUGUGUUUUUGUCGGUGAACAUGGGGUGGGGAAAACAUGUAUUAUUUUGCGAUUUAUGCACGAUACUUUUGAUCCUACGUAUCACGCCACAAUAGGAAUUGAUUUUGUUUCAAAAACCUUGUGUUUUAAUGAAAAAUCUGUACGUUUACAACUGUGGGAUACUGCCGGACAGGAGAGGUUUCGCAGCCUUAUUCCUAGCUACAUAAAGGAUUCAUCCGUCGCCAUUGUUGUAUAUGACGUAACAAGUCGCGAAUCCUUUAUGAAAGCAAGUGAUUGGAUAAAAGAAAUUCGUGCGGAACGUUCAUCGAAAACACUAAUAUUUCUUGUUGGGAAUAAAGUUGAUUUAGUUGAUGAACGUGUUAUAUCAACUGAAGAGGCUGCUGAGAAAGCUGAGAAAGAACACUUAUUCUUCGUUGAAACAAGUGCGAAAACAGAUUUCCAAAUAAAAAAAUUAUUUGAUGAAGUUGUGGAAGAGAUUGUAAAGAGUACACAUACUUCAGAUGAAAAUGGACAUUUAUCUGAUAAUAUUGAAUUACAUGAAGAAAGCAAAGGAUGGAAAUGCUGGUGCUUUUAAAGUAAUUUACAUUGAACUGCCUUAACUGGUGUAUAUCUUUACUUAAAUAUAUUACACAAAAUAUCACUUUGAAAUUUAAUUUCUGUAAGUGACUGCUGAAUACAGCUCAAAUAGUAGUUUUUAAAGAAAAGAUAAUACCUUCUAUUACUAACUUUUUCAAAAUGUAAAUCAUUACUGAUGAUUGGAUACAUAUAUAUAUUGACAAAUUAUUCAGUUACUUUGAUCAUGUAGAGGAGAUGUGUAAACAAAACAAAAGAAAACUGAACGUUCAAUAAUGAUCAUAACAACAUGUUUUAAAUUUACUUAUUUUUCCAUUUUCUACAACUCUUUUUGUUUUGCAUUCUUCUUUUUAUCCACGUAUUGUGCUCAGAAGAUGAAUUUUAUUCGGCUACUAAUUACAUAUUUUAUUUCCUUUCUUGCCUUAUUGCCUUCCAGCUUCUCUUUUCCCUUGUAUUCGGACGAAUUGUUAGAUUCCCUUUCACUUCAUCCCGCAAAAUAGUGACCAUUAAAUGUAUUUUCAGUUAACUGAAGGUUUUUCAAUUGUAUUGUUCUGCUACUCUGUUUAUAACAUUCUUUUCAGAAAAUAAACUUUUCGUAU